This is a messenger RNA of Rangifer tarandus platyrhynchus (Svalbard reindeer), 759 nucleotides long. The record is from the annotation of a GenBank genome assembly. Lineage: Eukaryota; Metazoa; Chordata; Mammalia; Artiodactyla; Cervidae.
AUGCUAGCCCGGACGGUCAGAGGAACCCUGCCCCGGGGUCAGCGCCACGCCGGGCCUUGCGCCGCCUGCCCCCGCCAGCCACUUCCGCUGGAGCCUUUUCGAGCACAUUCCACCAGGACUGGGUCUCUGGCAGGCUCUGGGCCGAGCCGGCGCACUGGAGGAGGUAGCACGACCCUCGCCCGGAUCCCCAUCCCUUGCGGCCCGCUGCUUCUCCUCUGGGCUUCGGGCCGGAGCUGCUCUCCUUUCCAUUCGCACCGGGCGGAGCGGGGAGCCAAGCAUCUCUCCCUUUUGCUCGGAGGGCCCCCGGCCCGGAUAGGGGUCUCCACGCGCCCCCGGCCCUCCGUCCGCUACCCAACCUUCAGCCCGUUCCACGAGCACCCCCCCUCCGCUUCCAGAGCUGAGUUCCCCGCCCCCACCAAGACGAGCCGGCGCCAGGAGAGGAGGGGAGGACCCGGACCACCCAGCCCCCACCCCAAGCAAGUGGGGAAAAGAGGGCAAGUGACCACGCUGGGCGCGCCUGGGGCCUCUGGCCCGGAGCACCCGCGCUCCUCCGCCCGCGGCACGGCUCCCCUGGGGCGCGCCGGGCGCCUCCUGGCACCGACUCCGCCGUGCCGCGUCCUUAAAGGCGCCGGCGGCCCUGCCGGCCUUUGUCCCUUUGGCUGGGAAGGUCACGCCAGGGACUCUGGGCAGCCUCAUGGGCCCCUCGAAGCGCUCGCCUCCCCACCCUUCCUCCACUCCGUCCUCCAAAAUUUACACUAG